AAUCAAUAGGUCUUUAAAUGAAGCCUUAAUUUUGUUAGCUUUAUCCUAUAAAGAUUUAAGAAGGACCUUAUAUUGUUUAUGACAAGUAGGUUGGUGAUGCAUCAGGAAUUUUCUUGGCAUACAAUUAUGAUGUAAAAUAGGAUUGUUGCGCUAAAAUUAUUGAUAUUGAAAAUGAUGAAGAAAGAUAGAAUCAAAUUAAAAACCAUGAAUAAAUGUCUACAAUAUUUCAUGAGAAUAUAAUAAGAGUCUAUAAAGUUUUAUAAGAGGGGACUAAAAUUUAUGUUAUUUAAGAAUUAUGUAAUAUGGAUUUUUAAUGCUACUUAAAUAGCAAAUCAUAUGAACUUAAAAACAAAGAAAUACUGGACUUUAUUUAAUAAGUCUCCAAUGGGUACUUAGCUUUAGAGAACAAAGGAAUUAUUCAUAGAGAUUUAAAACCUAAAAAUAUUCUAGUUAACCUAGAUUUGAGUAAAAAUAAAAUGAUAUACAAAGUAAUAUUUUUACCCUAAUUAUUUAAGAUUUGUGACUUUGGGUUGGUUAAAAUAAAAUAAAUUUGUAGAGUUUAAACAUAUGAUUAGCAAGGAACGGAAUGUUAUAAAGCGCCAGAAAUUAGAGAUUCGAAUUAUAGCUAUGAAGCUGAUGCUUUUUCUGUAAUAAAAAUAUAUAUUUAAAGUUUGGUAUAGUACUCUUAGAAAUCAUAAUAAAAAAAAGUUUAAAUUAGGGAUUAAGAAAGGAGUUAAUUGGAGCUAUAGAAAAUAAUGGUUUUCAAUAAUGGUUUAAUGUCUAAAAGUUAAAAAAUUAAAAUCCUGGCUACGGGCUUAGUUUAGAUUAGACUUACCAAUUUCUAGUCAAAAAAUUGAAUGAGCUACUUGCCUAUGAUCCGAAAAAUAGAAUAUCAUGGCAAUCAUUAAAAUAAGAAAUUGAUGGAAAAAUUAAUUAUCUUGUUGAGUUACCACUUGUUAAAUUUGAUGGAAAAUUUAAUUAGAAUUUAUAAUCGCACUAAAGUCAAUAGUCUUUUUCUUUAGUUGUCAAUUUUAAACCAUAAUAAGAACCAUAAUAAUCAAACACCCAGAGGUUCGCAAGAACUGUAGGGUAACAAAAUACUAAUGAUAACAAUUAGGUAAUUGGAACUUAGUAGAAUCAGUUUUAACCAAUUAUCCCUGUUCAAAAAAGUUAACCUUCAUUUUAAAACAUAAAUAUACAAUAAAUUCCUGGAAGCUCCUAAGCUCAAAAAUUUUUUAAUUGCAAAAAGGAUUAAUGA
Molecule: messenger RNA, 1258 nt
Organism: Paramecium octaurelia
Lineage: Eukaryota; Ciliophora; Oligohymenophorea; Peniculida; Parameciidae
Source: the annotation of a GenBank genome assembly